AUGGCCAGUGGAGACGACUCCUCUGAAACAGAGGAGGACUAUGUAUCCUUGGAAGGAGAUCCUCUUCUACCCCACAAUCGCCAGCAAAUCGACUUCCGCUCUGGCCGAGAGACACUGCAAAGAAGUAAAUGUGAUACUUUGGUGCUGGCUAUUUUCAAGAUUUGUUUUUGUUCUCUUGGUCUAUGGGGACAUCAGCUGUGGAAUUACAUCCCUCGGGUUUUAGUCGGGGCAAUCGUCGUUUAUCAAGCUGUUUACGAUUUUUAUGUUGUGCUUGGUUGUCCCGGCUUUGAUUGCGGCUUUCUACAAAAUUCAACGGAUAAGAACAAGACUUCACAUCAUAAAGAUGACAGGAAAAUUGCAAACGCUCUUUACACGAUCGUCACAGUAGCGGCUGUCAUUUCUUACUUUCUUUUCAUUGGUUGUUUCAUCGCAACAGGAAGGAACACUUACGUUGCAUUAAUAACUCCUUCUGAAUCUCUAGAUGCAAACAACAAUGAUCUGGACAAAAAGAACGUCCACUGCUUGUGUUUUGCGUUUACUGUUAUAACAACGCUGUUUCUAUGCUCAGUGGCAGUGUUUUAUGCCAUAAUUUGGAGUCAACCUCGAAAUUCCUUUUUUGACAUACUCGCAACUGGAGUGGGUGCGCAGUUUUUCGCACAAUGGACGGCAAUUACAACCUGUCAUGUGUUUGCUGUCAGCUCGUUUGCACUUGGUAAGUCAUACUUUGAAAAGGCCACUUCCCCUCCCCAGAUUUGUGGCUAAAAAAUUAAAGGUUAAUUAAUCAGUACACUUGUCACUUUUGGGUGCCCAUUGAUACAAAGCUUCAGUGGGACGGAACUGGUUUUAACCUUGGAAUUUCGAGCAAGAAUGAAUAUAUCUAAAGACAUUCACAUAUUUUUUUCUUAUUUUCGGCGAUACAAGCGAAUUGAAGCUCUGCAGUUGCUACCAGGCGUAGUCAGUCGAUAAACCGAUAAUCGAUAUCAAUCGAUAGCAAUCGACAACAAUCGAAGAUUGAUAUCGAUUUCCGAUACCAAUCGAUAGAAAUCGAUAAAGAAAUUGAUUUAUCGAAUGUUAUCGGAAAAGAUUGUUGUCGCUUUACAAGUUAAUCAUCGACACAAUGUUGUCUGUAUGGUUUUAUUGAGUCAUUCAAUCAUCAUAGCAUGCAAUAGGUUUACAAUUAUCAACAAAAUACUAUAGGAACAAAAACAACAACAGGAACGUUUGGUCUUUUUAUCGAUCUUCAGCUUCAGCGCAGUUCAUAAUACAGGAAGAAGAAGAAGCUGCGGCCAAUGUAGCGGUGUGCAACCCUGGGCUAGUCUCGUUAUAGCAACGCCUUUUAAAAAGAUGAAGCAGAAUAAAUAACAAAAUCAAUGUUUUUAUGAUGUCAAUUAGUCGCAUUAAGAAAGAAACGUAAGAUAACGCUGAAAUGAGUGGACAUGUAAAACCAAGUGGGAUGAACACUCCGCCUUGACUAGACGAUGAAAUCGAUAAUAAAUUGCUUAACCUUAAAAGCCUUUCUCGUAUAUUCGUUUACUAGAUAACAACGCCAGUCUUCAGUAAUAUGUUUGAAAUAAAUACUCUUUUGGAUUAUCGACUGUCAUCGAUGAUUAUCGAUUAUCGAUUGUUAUCGAUUUUUGCCAAUCGAUAAAAAUCGAUUUUUUUGUGAGUUCGAUUGUUAUCGAUUACCGAUAUCAAACGAUAGCGAUCGGCGAUUGAUAUCGAGUGUAUCGAUUGAUUUCCGAUAUCGAUUUCUAUCGAUUGACUACGCCUGUUUGAGGCGCAAGGUUGAGAACACUCUCCUCCCACCAAUCUGGCCCUGGUUCGAAUUCUGGCGUUGACGCCAUAUGUGGGUUGAGUUUGUUGUUGGUUCUCUCUCUUGCUCCGAGACUGUUUUUUUUCUCGGGUAUUCCGCUUUUCCCCUCUCCUUAAAAACCAACGCUUCCAAACUCCAAUUCGAUCUGGAACGCACGGACAAAUUUUAACGAGUUCUCAUCAACUCCUAAGUGCUCCGUGGGUAAACAAAUUACAAUUUACAAUUUCUUUUACAAAUUUUUUCGCUCCGUUUCAGUUACGCCCAGCUGUUUAAUUCAGUAUUGUUCCACUUGUAUUUUUCUAAUACUUCAUGGUCCCGCUCUGGCUCAUAAUACCAUAAUCAGGCUUGGUUCUCUUUUAUACACCAGGUACUUUUGCACAAGAUGCCUUUAGACAUAUCCAGAACCUGGAGCAAAAUAAGACUCUUGAUGACGUCAUAGACAUUUACGAAAACCUGUGUACAGUAGUCUUCAACACCGUAUCAGCCUAUAGCGUGUGGUUUGUGGUUCACUGGUUCAGUUACGGUGCAGGAGUUGUAUUAUCAGUUAUAUACAUUUCCAAAGAAUUCCUCGAGAGGAAUAAGUAUGGUACACCAACCUUGAACCUGGUGUACCUCGGCUUAUUCUUUGUUUGCCACGUUUACUUGUUUCUUCUUCCUUGUAUGUUUGCUGCCAGGAUCACAAAUUCUUGUAGUGGUAAGGAGAAUUUAGAAAUUAAUUUAUUGCUGCAAUGUACCGCUAUAAAGUUACUUUCUCAGUCUCUGAGUAAUCGGUAGUCUUCAGUGGCGGAACCAGACCUUUAUAUAAGGGGGGAAGGGGGGGUCCGGUCAUCCAGACCCUGACAAAAGGGGGGACCCGGUCUCAAAAAAAUUUUUUUCGGCCCUUCGGGCCUCAGUUUGGUGUAAAAAUAAGGGGGAACGGAUCCACCGGGCCCCUCUCCUGGAUCCGCCACUGGUCUUGAAUUCUGGACUCCACGCUGUGGAUCGCCGGUUUUCAGGUACUGGGUUCCGGAUUUUUUUUAGUAAAAAUUGGAUCCCUGAGGUGGGGGGAGGGGGGAGAAGCGUUGAAGCCUGGGACACCCUGCGCCCCGUUGUGUUCCCUCGCCCAAAGCUUGCCACGCAAGCUGUGGCAAGGUCUACAGUCUACGUAUCUCUUUCCAUAAUGGGAAUCUCUAAAGAAGUAUUUAAACCAGGAGUACCAUAAUGAAGUAUGUUGUGGUACCUUGCUCGUAAUAACGAUUUCAUAAUUGCAGUACUUUGUCCGUUUUUCUUUUUCAAGGUAUCUGGGAGAAAAUAAACUGCAGUACAAAUGACGACUGGAAUGAAGGUCAUCCAUUAAAAGAUCGUAACCAACUAACCAUGUUUGUUGCCUACGCUGAGAGGAGACGAUGUGGGUUUAAAGUUGGGCGGAUAACUUUUAAUACAUCGCUAGCAUGGCUUUCUUUCUUCUUUGGACUCACGGGUUUGCUGUAUCACUUCUUUUGA
This is a messenger RNA of Porites lobata, 3295 nucleotides long. The record is from the annotation of a GenBank genome assembly. Lineage: Eukaryota; Metazoa; Cnidaria; Anthozoa; Scleractinia; Poritidae.